UCAAAUCCCGAUUUCGGAAUUCCGGGUAUAUAAGCGCCUAUAGUAUCGAAAUUCUAGAAUCCGCUCGAAUUGCGCAUUUGCUGCGAAUGGCGCAGUCCCGCCCUAUUAUUCGCCGGCGGCAGUAUAAGGUCAUUUUCGCCGGAAAGGUGUCUUCGCGGCUUCAUUUCCGAAUUAACAACCUCGAAUUCGCACCAGCAUGCCCGCCGCCAAGAAGUCAUCGAAGCGCUCCAAGCGACAGCUCUCUGUAGCCGAGUUCCGCGCUGCUUCUGCCGAACUUUUUCGUGAAGAUGAAAAGCGCAAAGCUAAAAUCGCUCGAGUCGUUCCUCCUGCCCGAGGUUUGGACUCGGAUGACGAGAUUGACUCGCCGACGCCUCGCUACGACCUGUGUGUAGCUGCUGAAGGACCGGAAGGUGUGCUCAAGCACACGAACUUUUCGCAAGCUGAAUUCGAUCGGAUCUGGGAAAGAAUUGAAGACUUUGUCGCUGCUAACUGGGGCGUGGGACGUGGCAAGAAACCCGAAGAGGCUCCAAAAGACGUGUUUUUCAUGUCGGUCUGCGCGAUGAAACACUGUGGCAAGUGGGAUACCGUCGCUCACAUGUUUGAUAAGGGCUCAUCCACCUUUCAGAAGAUGGUACGGGGCUUUUUAGAGGUUGUUACCCCUCGCCUGUACGAGCUAUUCGUCACUUCACAAGAGAAGAUGUCGGUAGAGAAGCUCACGCUUAGCGGGCGCACAUUUGACAACUUCAAGCGUGCUCGAUACGCCACCGACGUGACGUUCCAGCAGUCGAAUCGGCCCCGUGGAAACCACCGGGAAUCGAUCGGGUACUACAGCGGCAAGCAUCACCUCUACGGCUACAAGGUCGAAGUGUCCGUGCUUCCUACAGGCCUCGCUCUAAACUGCACUCCACACGCACGGGGCAGUGUCGCUGAUAUUACAUUGUUCCGAGAGAACGCCGAAUUCCAUGUGAAUGCACUCAAGAAGCAGUCGUCUGAGGUGAACCUCCCAGACAACGAUCCACUGCAUGACACGCAUCCUGAUGAGUGGGCUGUACUGACGGAUAAAGGGUACCAAGGUUUGGAGGUGGACUUCCGUGCGAUCCACCCCAAAAAGCGUCGGGGUCGGCAGCCUCUCACGAUUGCUGAAGUUAACCAGAACGACAGGAUCUCACACGAUCGAGUGAUCGUGGAGAACUACUUCGGCCGGAUGAAGACACUUUGGGCGUUGAUGGCGGACAAGUACCGCUGGGACGAGCAAUGGUACGACCUGUACUUUAAGACGUGUCUGGCGCUGACUAAUGUCCACGUUCGACUUCGCCCGCUGCGUUCCGAGGACGGGGAACACUACCGCCGAUACGAGUACCGCCUGAGAGCCAUCGGAGUUGAUGGCGAAGAGGAAGAAGAGGAAAGACAGCAAGAGUACCGGCUGAACCGACGGGUGAGAGUGGAGACUAACUCGCGCCGCCAUAGCUACGCGGACGCCGACGCGACUUCACGCCGCACCAUUAGUGAGCAAGACGAGUUAAGUGAGUCAUUUGGCUCGGAAGGGGAAGAGGAGAUCGUGACGCAGCUGUGAGCUGAGCAAUUCGGCUGGGGGAUCUUACGAAGCGACCUAUUAGCGCAGAUACUUAGUCAAUUCUCCCGUUUGGCGUGAUUUCCAAAGUGUGUUAGCAACUUCUUCCUUUAAGCCCUAUAAGCGACUUGUGAACGGAAAUGCGCAUUUGCUGACCGAUUUCGGAAGUCGAUUUGCAAAUGCACCUUUUGUCAAAUAUUGACCUUAUAGGUUGAUACUGA
This is a messenger RNA of Phytophthora nicotianae INRA-310, 1791 nucleotides long. RefSeq lists its product as hypothetical. Lineage: Eukaryota; Oomycota; Peronosporomycetes; Peronosporales; Peronosporaceae. The transcript has a single exon. The coding region runs from base 197 to 1573 and encodes 458 amino acids. The record is from RefSeq and is a predicted model, not a curated record.